Molecule: messenger RNA, 589 nt
Organism: Brassica napus (rape)
Lineage: Eukaryota; Viridiplantae; Streptophyta; Magnoliopsida; Brassicales; Brassicaceae
Product: protein PSY3
Exons: 2
Coding region: 153-371 (72 amino acids)
Source: RefSeq, a predicted model, not a curated record
GUAAAAACUAAACGUUUGGAAGCGGGUAUAUUAAUAAAAAUCAAAAUGAUUAAAUAGUGAGAAAGGCUGAAAACGAAGGGCCGGUAUGAGACAUUUUGUGGUCUAUAUAUAUAGAAGAAGGGAGGAGAGAGAGAAAUAUAUAUAUAGAGAGAAUGGGUUAUGCAUCAUCUUCCUCGGUUGUGUUAUGUUUGUUACUCUUCUUCACAUUUGCUUUCGUCUCUUCUUCUGCUCGCCUCAGUCUUUCAUUUCCAGAAAAUGAAAUGAGGGUGGUGAGAGAACGGUCAUUGAUGGUGAGCACCAACGACUACGGUGAACCUUCAGCUAACGGCAGACACGAUCCACCUCGCGGCGGCCGAGGACGCAAACGUUGAGAGGGUGAUAAUCUUUUUUGUCUUCUUAAUUUUACUUGCAAGCUUACAAAUAAUGUAUGUAUACUGAGAGAGCAAUAAAAAUAACUCAAAAAUAAAACCUUUAUUUGUAUUUUCUGUUUCUACAUCGAUUUCAGCUUUAUUUAAUCUUACUAGAUUUCAGCUUUUUGUAUACUUCACUUUGUGUGUGUUCAUGCAGUUUAUUUGAUUUCACAUAUUGA